Molecule: messenger RNA, 865 nt
Organism: Galeopterus variegatus (Sunda flying lemur)
Lineage: Eukaryota; Metazoa; Chordata; Mammalia; Dermoptera; Cynocephalidae
Gene: GDNF
Product: glial cell derived neurotrophic factor
Exons: 5
Coding region: 230-865 (211 amino acids)
Biological process (GO): positive regulation of branching involved in ureteric bud morphogenesis; negative regulation of neuron apoptotic process; peripheral nervous system development
Molecular function (GO): glial cell-derived neurotrophic factor receptor binding; receptor tyrosine kinase binding; growth factor activity
Source: RefSeq, a predicted model, not a curated record
UGCCGUGGCGGCUACGGGAACCUUGGCCGCCACCUUCUGCGCGCCCUUGCUGCCCCGCGCGACCCCAGGAUUGCGAACUCUAGCCCCUGUCCAGUUGGGCGGGGCUCUGUGCUCCUGCCCUCGGCCCGGAUGGGUCUCCUGGCUGGGACUCCGGGCACCUGGAGUUAAUGUCCAACUGGGGGUCUGCGGAGACCGGAUCCGAGGUGCCGCCGCCGGACGGGACUCUAAGAUGAAGUUAUGGGAUGUCGUGGCUGUCUGCCUGGUGCUGCUCCACCCCGCGUCCGCCUUCCCGCUGCCCGCCGGUAAGAGGNNNNAUUCUGCCCAGAAAGAGAGGCAUUCACAUGGAAACCAAAGGGGUAAACCUGCUUUGUCUAAAGACUCAAAUAUGCCAGAGGACUAUCCUGAUCAGUUUGAUGAUGUCAUGGAUUUUAUUCAAGCCACCAUUAAAAGACUGAAAAGGUCACCAGAUAAACAAAUGGCAGUGCUUCCUAGAAGAGAGCGGAAUCGGCAGGCCGCAGCUGCCCACCCAGAGAAUUCCAGAGGAAAAGGUCGGAGAGGCCAGCGGGGCAAGAACCGGGGUUGUGUCUUAACUGCCGUACAUUUAAAUGUCACUGACUUGGGUUUGGGCUACGAAACCAAGGAGGAACUGAUCUUUAGAUACUGCAGCGGUUCUUGCGAUGCAGCUGAGACAAUGUAUGACAAAAUAUUAAAAAACUUAUCUAGAAAUAGAAGGCUGGUGAGUGACAAAGUAGGGCGGGCAUGUUGCAGACCCAUUGCCUUCGAUGACGACCUGUCAUUUUUAGACGAUAACCUGGUUUACCAUAUUCUAAGAAAGCAUUCCGCUAAAAGGUGUGGAUGUAUCUGA